AUGAUGAAAUAUCAAGCAAUAUUAACAGAAAAAGAUGAUGUGAGUUUGAAAACUACAAACUUGUUGAAUCCAGCAGCUUUUCUAGGAACUGAUCUAGAAGAAGGAACCCUUGAACAUAACUGUAUAGAGGUUAUCGAACAUACAUAUGCAACCAGGACAGACUUGAAAGACGUACCUUUUGAGCAACCAGACUGGGAACUUUUCACAGAUGGAAGCAGUUUUGUGGAGAAUGGGACACGGUAUGCAGGAUAUGCUGUGACAACGCCACAGGAGGUAACUGAAGCAAAAGCAUUGCCUCCUGGAACAUCAGCUCAACGGGCGGAACUGAUUGCUCCCAUAAGAGCAUUAGAACUGAGUGAUGACAAAAGGGUAAAUGUAUGGACUGAUUCAAAAUAUGCAUUUGGUGUGGUACAUAUACAUGGAGCAUUAUGGAAGGAACCGGGACUGUUGUCUUCACAGGGAACUAAUAUAAAAUAUCAGAAAGAGAUUUUGGAAUUAAUAAUUGCAGUGCAAAAACGUAAACAGGUGGCUGUUAUGCAUUGCAAAGCACACCAAGGAGGAAUUCCAAAGAUAUCUGAAGGAAAUACAUUGGCAGAUCAAACAGCCCGACAAAUAGCCUGGAAGGUAUGGAAUAUGAUGGCCUUGACACCUCUUAAGGUAAGCCCACUCCAUACAUAUCUUUCAGAAAACCCAAAAUACUCGAAAGAAGAUGAAAAGUUGGCAGGACUUUUAAAGGCUCAAAGAAUUCUGAAGGGUGGUAUACGACAACAACUGGGCAAGUAACAGUACCCCCAGCAAUAAUGCGAAAAAUUCUGCAAACUGAACAUCAGAAAUGCCAUUGAGGUGCAGAAGCACUGGUAACUUAUUUAAGACAAGGAAUAAUUUCCACACAGAUGAUAACUAUGGCAAAAUCAG
Messenger RNA from Pezoporus occidentalis (night parrot), 915 nucleotides. RefSeq lists its product as uncharacterized. Lineage: Eukaryota; Metazoa; Chordata; Aves; Psittaciformes; Psittacidae. The coding region runs from base 1 to 783 and encodes 260 amino acids. The record is from RefSeq and is a predicted model, not a curated record. The transcript has a single exon. Gene Ontology annotation, molecular function: nucleic acid binding; RNA-DNA hybrid ribonuclease activity.